AUGGUGGAGCCAGGACAAGAUCUGUUGCUUGCUGCUUUGAGUGAGAGUGGAAUCAGUCCAAAUGAUCUAUUUGAUAUUGACUCUCCGGACGUGGUUCUUGCAAAUCCAGCACCAACUCCAGCUGUUCAGCGGUCAGUGCCGCUUAGUGCGUUAGAACUAGGCUUGGAGACUGAGGCCACAGCUGCUGUGAAACAAGAACCAGAGACUGUAUCAACUCCAGCCUUAUUAAAUGUUCGGCAACCACCAUCCACCACCACCUUUGUGCUGAAUCAAAUCAAUCAGCUUCCAACUUUGGGGACUACAAUAGUGAUGACAAAAACGACACCUGUUACAACCACGAGGCAGACUAUCACUGUAGCCAAGAUCAUUCAGACCAGCACAACUACUCGACCCUCGGUUGCAGCACCAGCAGUUCGCAAUGCCUUGACCACUGCACCUCCGAAGGACCAGAUUCAGCUGAAAGAUCUGCUGAAGAACAAUAGUCUUAAUGAACUCAUGAAAUUGAAGCCACCUCCUAAUAUUGCCCAGCCAGUAGCAACAGCAGCAACCGACCUGAGUAAUGGUGCAGUGAAGAAGGAGGCUUCCACAAAAGAGGUAGCAAGAAUAUGGAUAAAUGAUAUGAAAAUGAGAAGCUUUUCACCUACCAUGAAAGUGCCAGCGGUAAAAGAGGAGGAGGAACCGGAGGAAGAAGAUGAAGAAGAAAUGGGCCAUGCGGAAACCUACGCUGAGUAUAUGCCAAUAAAAUUGAAAAUUGGUCUACGUCAUCCUGACCCAGUUGUGGAAACCAGCUCGUUAUCCAGCGUGACCCCUCCUGAUGUGUGGUACCAGACAUCAAUAUCGGAAGAAACGAUUGACAGCGGCUGGCUGUCGGCUUUGCAGCUUGAAGCGAUCACUUACGCAGCCCAGCAACAUGAAACAUUCCUGCCCAAUGGAGACAGAGCUGGAUUCUUGAUAGGUGAUGGUGCUGGUGUAGGAAAAGGAAGGACCAUAGCUGGGAUAAUCUAUGAAAACUACUUGCUGGGCAGGAAGAGAGCUGUCUGGUUUAGCGUGUCCAAUGAUCUGAAAUACGAUGCUGAAAGAGAUUUGAGAGAUAUUGGAGCAAAAAACAUUUUGGUUCAUUCAUUAAACAAGUUCAAGUAUGGGAAAAUUUCUUCCAAACAUAAUGGAAGCGUGAAGAAAGGCGUAAUCUUCGCUACCUAUUCUUCUCUCAUUGGUGAAAGUCAGUCGGGGGGGAAAUACAAAACCAGAUUAAAGCAGCUUCUUCACUGGUGUGGUGAAGACUUUGAUGGCGUUAUCGUAUUUGAUGAGUGUCAUAAAGCAAAGAAUCUGUGUCCUGUUGGUUCCUCAAAACCAACAAAGACGGGUCUGGCUGUAUUGGAACUUCAGAACAAACUUCCAAAAGCCAGGGUGGUUUAUGCCAGCGCCACAGGUGCAUCUGAACCAAGAAACAUGGCCUAUAUGAACCGCCUGGGAAUAUGGGGGGAAGGAACCCCAUUUAGGGAAUUCAGUGAUUUUAUUCAGGCUGUUGAAAGAAGAGGUGUUGGUGCCAUGGAAAUAGUUGCUAUGGAUAUGAAGCUGAGAGGAAUGUACAUAGCAAGACAGUUGAGUUUUUCAGGUGUAACUUUCAAAAUUGAUGAAGUUCUGCUUUCACAGGAGUAUGUGAAAAUGUACAACAAAUCUGUGAAACUGUGGCUCUCUCCUCCAGAGCGGUUCCAGCAAGCAGCCGAUCUUAUUGAUGCAGAACAACGGAUGAAAAAAUCCAUGUGGGGUCAGUUUUGGUCAGCUCAUCAGAGGUUUUUCAAGUACCUUUGCAUAGCAUCUAAAGUGAAGAGGGUGGUGCAGCUAGCUCGGGAAGAAAUCAAGAACGGGAAGUGUGUUGUUAUUGGCCUGCAGUCCACAGGAGAAGCGAGGACGUUAGAAGCUUUGGAGGAAGGUGGUGGUGAACUGAACGACUUUGUUUCUACAGCAAAAGGAGUAUUCCAGUCCCUUAUUGAAAAGCACUUUCCAGCUCCUGACAGGAAGAAGCUGUUCAGCUUGUUGGGCAUUGACUUGACUGCUCCAAGUAAUAACAACUCGCCCAGAGACAGCCCUUGCAAGGAGAACAAGAUAAAGAAACGGAAAGGGGAAGAAAUAAGCAGAGAAGCCAAAAAAGCCCGCAAAACAGGUGGCCUUGCAGGUAGCAGCUCUGAUGAGAGUGAAAGUGAGUCUGAUGCUUCAGACAAUGAAGAAAGUGACAAUGAGAGCUCCAAAUUUUUGAGUUCUGGAGAUGAUGACGACUUCAACCCAUUCAGAGAUGAAUCCAGUGAAGAUGAUGAAGAUGAUCCCUGGUUAAUUAGAAAAGAGCAUAAAAAAACUAAAGAGAAGAAAAAGAAGAAAAGCAUAGACCCCGACUCAAUUCAAAGUGCCUUACUAGCUUCUGGUCUCGGAUCAAAACGACCUAGCUGUUUCACUUCCACUGUUGGUACCACCACUUCCAGUACCAACACGUCAGGUAAGACAAACAGUAACACCAACAGUAGCUUUGUAACCAGUCAGGAUGCUGUUGAAAGGGCCCAACAAAUGAAGAAAGAGCUGCUUGAUAAACUGGAGAAGCUGGCUGAAGAUCUCCCACCUAACACACUGGAUGAGCUUAUAGAUGAACUGGGUGGUCCGGAAAACGUUGCGGAGAUGACAGGCCGCAAAGGGAGGGUCGUAAGCAACGAUGACGGCAGCAUAUCUUACGAGUCCAGGUCCGAGCUUGAUGUGCCCGUUGAAAUUCUGAACAUCACGGAAAAGCAGCGGUUCAUGGAUGGAGAUAAGAACAUUGCCAUCAUCUCGGAGGCUGCCAGCUCUGGUAUAUCGCUGCAAGCAGACCGCAGAGCUAAGAAUCAGAGACGGAGGGUUCACAUGACUCUGGAGCUGCCGUGGAGCGCGGAUAGAGCAAUACAGCAGUUCGGAAGAACUCAUAGAUCCAACCAGGUGACUGCUCCAGAGUAUGUGUUCCUAAUCUCUGAACUGGCGGGCGAGCAGCGAUUUGCAUCCAUAGUUGCCAAAAGACUGGAGAGCUUGGGAGCCCUCACCCAUGGUGACAGGCGGGCUACGGAAACUCGAGACCUCAGCAGAUUCAAUUUUGACAACAAGUACGGCAGAAAUGCGCUGGAGAUCGUUAUGAAAUCCAUUGUGAACUUGGACUCCCCGAUGGUCUCGCCGCCUCCUGAUUUUCCUGGGGACUUCUUCAAAGACGUUCGUCAGGGAUUGAUCGGUGUAGGCUUGAUAAACGUAGAAGACAGAUCUGGAAUCCUAACGCUGGAUAAAGAUUAUAACAACAUAGGGAAGUUCCUGAAUAGAAUUCUUGGGAUGGAGGUACAUCAGCAGAAUGCUUUAUUCCAGUACUUCUCCGACACGCUAAAUGCAGUUAUUCAAAAUGCGAAAAAGAACGGGAGAUACGAUAUGGGCAUCUUGGAUUUGGGCUCUGGGGACGAGAAAGUAAGGAAGGCAGAUGUUAAGAAGUUCUUAACUCCCGGAUACUCUACCUCUGGACAUGUAGAACUGUACACAAUCAGCGUGGAGAGGGGGAUGUCUUGGGACGAGGCGACUAAGAUCUGGGCAGAACAGACGGGCCCAGAUGAUGGAUUUUAUUUAUCACUACAGAUAAGAAAUAACAAGAAAACCGCUAUUCUAGUAAAAGAAGUGAAUCCUAAAAAGAAGCUUUUUUUAGUAUACAGACCAAAUACUGGGAAACAACUCAAACUAGAAACGUGUGCCGACCUGAAGAAGAAAUAUAAGAAGGUACCUUCUGAGGAUGCUCUGCCACACUGGUUAGAGCAGUACAAUUCUUCUGCGGACACCUGCACCCACGCUUACUGGAGAGGCAAUUGUAAGAAGGCCGGCUUGGGAUUAGUUUGUGAGGUGGGACUCCGCUGUCGAACUUACUAUGUCUUGUGUGGGUCAGUGCUGAGCGUCUGGACAAAAGUAGAGGGCGUUCUAGCCUCUGUGAGCGGUACAAACGUGAAAAUGCAGAUAGUUCGUCUAAGAACAGAAGAUGGGCAGAGGAUUGUAGGUUUGAUCAUUCCCGCAAAUUGCGUGUCGCCCCUCGUCAACCUCCUGUCGACGUCAGACCAGUCUCAGCAGCUGGCAGUGCAGCAGCAGCAGAUAUGGCAGCAGCACCACCCGCAAAGCAUCACCAACUUCAACAACGCGUGAGAGGACAGACUACGGGCGUUGACAUUGGUGUUUGAGGAAAAGGCUGUAAAAGCAUAUCACUCGCAUCAAAAUCAGGGACAGAUUCCAAAGAAAUAUAACCUUUUCAGUUCAGUUGUGUGCUCUCAAAUACUUUGGGAAUAAAGAGCUCUAAACAGGUUAGUAGAACUGAAAGCCAGCAGUUGUUGAUGGUGGUGCAUCUGUCUUUCCUUAUGCUCUCGGUAGUGCUUCCUGUUUGCUUUUACUUUUUGGCCUUUUAAGCUACAAACCACAAUUUGUUUGGAAAUGCUUGAAAAUCCCCAAGCAGGCUUUAUUUUUAUCUUGUCAUACAGUGCUCAGGGUUUAACGCAGUGCAUCGACGCCAUUGCUGUGGGAGAUAGCCUUGAAUGCAUGUACUGAGUAUAUAUAUAGAAACUAUAUAUUGGGGUUCCUCCUUCGAUUUCUGAGUUCAUACACGCAUGAAACCUCGAGGUUGCACAUCAUGCAUUCAGGUUCCUUCCCAGUUUCUGUUGGACAGUGCAUGUCUCUGGAAACGGGCAUGGACAGGAUAAACGCGCGACAGGAAUUCGGAGAGAAACACAAUCUUAGUUGUACAGCAUUGGUUAUUGCAUUUUUAUAGUGUUUAUACCCAGGUGUUGCAUUUUUUCUGGUUCUCUCCUGGGGGUUAUAUAUUUGAGUCUACAACAUGUUCUUUUUGUGAUAAACAUCUUAAAUUAAAAUUAGUUCCUUUUUAAUGUAUUAAUGGUAUUCCUAAUGUGUACUGCAAAGAUGGCUGGAUGCCUGUUUUCCUUCAAUUGAAGCAUUUCCUUAAUCCGAGAUGGUUACGGAAACUUAAGUGCAAAUUCACUUCCAUCUCGCAUACAAUCUUCUAUUUUUUACUUCAUUAAUGUAAUUUAAUUUGUCACUUGUAAGAUGAAACCUUACUUGAGCUGUAAAUUAGAGUGGGAAACACUUGAGGGUUCCGCUGUAUGUGCUGUUUCUGUUACCCAGUAACUUGAAUACUGUUUAAUAUGUUGUAAGACAUUGUAGAGUUUAUCUGGAGCUGUUUAAAAGAAAUUGUAAUGUACAAAUGUGAAUAGUCACUUAUCUAUAAUAUGGGUAAGUUUUGUUUUGCCUAUAAUAGUAGAUGUUUAUAAGAAAGUGAAGGACAAUGUUUGUCAUUUCUUGCUUGCACAGGUUGCACUAUUGAAAAAUUGAGAUUGUAUAAACCUGUCCAAAAAAGCUACAAGAUAAUGAUCUUGUAGAUGUCAAAUAAAAGUUAUUGUACUAACAAGAA
Messenger RNA from Eurypyga helias (sunbittern), 5455 nucleotides. It is a transcript of the gene SBNO1, whose product is annotated as strawberry notch homolog 1 (Drosophila). The record is from RefSeq and is a predicted model, not a curated record. Gene Ontology annotation, molecular function: histone binding; chromatin DNA binding. NCBI's taxonomy places the organism in Eukaryota, Metazoa, Chordata, Aves, Eurypygiformes, Eurypygidae. Gene Ontology annotation, cellular component: nucleus. Gene Ontology annotation, biological process: regulation of DNA-templated transcription. The transcript is spliced from 32 exons. The coding region runs from base 1 to 4182 and encodes 1393 amino acids.